CUCUCUCUUUCUCUCUUUCUCCUUUUAGUCUUUGUCUUUUUCUCCUUUCUCUUGUCAAGAUGGCAGCAACAACCUACCAAAGAGUAGGGGGGAACGGAGAACUCGGGAGCCUCCUGUUUAAGUACAAGCUCGCAAAAGCACUGACAUUUGUUAGUCUGGUAGCUAUUGUCUUGAUGGCAAUAGGAUCUUUAGUUUAUCCUGGAGGAUCCAUCAAACAAGAUUACGAUGACUACACAAACAACCGAUCUCCGGGAUCUUCAAACCUCCCGACCGAAGAAGCUGUUGAUUACGGAGGCAUCAAGACUACUGGCAAAUGUGAAUUGCCAAGAAAAAUUACCAUUGCACCCAGUGGGGACGAAACAUAUAGCCCACCUCCGACUGAUGCAAGCUUACUGAAAGCAAUUAGCUUUGUUACCAAAUCUGAAUAUGAAGAUUACUGCCAGCAAUGGGAUCCCGCUACUGGAUUCACUGAUGCUGAACCUUACAACACUCGUGGCGAAUGUGGAACUUGGCAAGAAAAAUACACUGCACUUCAUAAGCACAGAUUGGAACAACUAGAGCUUAUCAAAUCUGGAGAUUUACAAGGUUUUACAGACUCUGAUAGACCAACCUACAUCUCCUAUGUUUGUAAAGAAGUUCCUGCUAAUAGCAAUCGCGGUUGUGGUGGACUGGCUGAUCGUAUGAGCGGCAUGAUCUCCACCUUUUUCUUUGCUCUCAUUACGGAUCGUGCCUAUCUGGCUAAUUGGGCUGAGGGAAAUCCCAUUCCCCUCGAGCUUCUGUUUGACAGACCUAAUGUCGACUGGAGCUUCGACCCUAAGGAGAUAUCUAAUCUGUUUACCGGGGAAAAAGAUUCUUUGUUGGGUAUGGAACAGGUCGAUUUGCUCAAUCAGAAAUAUCCCGGUAUGGGUUCAAUUAUGUUCCGUGAUGGACCUACACAGGACUUUAAUGCGCUAUGGAACGCUUCUUAUAUUGAAGUCAGAUCCAACCGAGGUUAUAUUGUUCGUACUUUCCAGAUGUCAAGUGUCUACCCUGAGAGGCUAGAGAGUAUUGGCUUGACUAAAGAAAACGCCUUUGGUUGCUUGGCUGACUACAUGUUCCGCCCUACAGUCGGUAGCAGGCGGUUCCUCAAUGCUUACAAGCAAAUGUUUGAAAUGAAUAGCAUUUUGAGUAUUGGACUGCAGAUCCGUACAGAUGAUAAUGCCUUAGCAAACCCUCAACACGAUGAUAACAGUCUUGAGAAAUGGAACCACUUUAUGAUAUGUGCCAACCAAUUGGCUAGUGUUCACAAACAACCCCAUCACAAGCGAGUAGUUUACUUCCUAGUUACAGACUCUCUGAAGUUACGUGACGAAUUUGUGUCAAUGAAUGAAGACCCCGCUCUUGCUGAGAAAUAUAUUGGCACAGGCCACAAAGACACUACUACGGUGAUAAGCGGGCUACCAAUUGAACAUAUUGAACCUGCUCAAAUCGCAAAAUAUAUUGAUGUUGAAAUCCCCAAAGAAAUCAACCGCGCACGCAUGACUCCUGGUGUAAGCAGUGCUUUGAUGGAGAACUGGAUGCUUGGUUAUACAAACUAUCGCGUGAUUAGUCCUCAAGGCUACGGAAAGCUUGCUGCAUUCCAUUCUAAGUCAGACAACAGCACUGUCGCGAUGCCAAGAUUCAGACAAAGGGAUCGUGCACCAGAUUGCACAAAGCCUGGCGCAUUGGUUAAAUAUGACUGGCUCAGUACUCAAUGGAGUCUGGGAUAAAGAGAUUAUAAUAUCGAUAUAUCUUUAAUGUUACUCGUAUAUCUCUUUCGCUUAUUUGCUUUCUUAACUGUAUUUUUUUUACAGAUACACACAUACAUACAUUUUAUAUAUAGACAUGAACCAAAUGAUUUAAUACGAUUCUUGUAAUAGCUUGUAAAAUUAUAAAGUACAUGCAUUGCAUUGCGUUUUAAUUGAUUGAAUAUUUUUGAAAAACAAACAACCGAAUAAACAAAUAAAAAGAAAACAUUUAGUAAAUAAUG
This is a messenger RNA of Phycomyces blakesleeanus NRRL 1555(-), 2008 nucleotides long. RefSeq lists its product as hypothetical. The coding region runs from base 60 to 1748 and encodes 562 amino acids. The transcript has 6 exons. Lineage: Eukaryota; Fungi; Mucoromycota; Mucoromycetes; Mucorales; Phycomycetaceae. The record is from RefSeq and is a predicted model, not a curated record.